This is a messenger RNA of Hemiscyllium ocellatum (epaulette shark), 1691 nucleotides long. Its product is annotated as potassium voltage-gated channel subfamily S member 2-like. The coding region runs from base 122 to 1543 and encodes 473 amino acids. Gene Ontology annotation, biological process: potassium ion transmembrane transport; regulation of delayed rectifier potassium channel activity; protein homooligomerization. Gene Ontology annotation, molecular function: voltage-gated potassium channel activity. Gene Ontology annotation, cellular component: membrane; voltage-gated potassium channel complex. The transcript is spliced from 2 exons. NCBI's taxonomy places the organism in Eukaryota, Metazoa, Chordata, Chondrichthyes, Orectolobiformes, Hemiscylliidae. The record is from RefSeq and is a predicted model, not a curated record.
UUUCCCCGGGACUGGGCGGAUUCAGGGUGUGGAGAAGAGUUACUGACUGAGCUGCUCACCCCCCAACCCACUCCCCAGGCUCCAAACUGGAGGUGCAGCGACACGUGAGUGGCCGGGCAUCAUGCACCCGGGAAUGAGGGCCCCAGGGGGCAGGGACUCCGGGGGACCGGGGGAAGAGCUGGAGCAGGAGCCGGAGGCAGACCCAGAGCCAGAGGAGAUCCGGGUGAAUGUAGGGGGUCUGAAGCAGAGCCUGAGAAGGGGCAGCCUGUCCCGGUUCCCGGACACGCGGUUGGCGCGGCUGCUGCGGUGCCACUCGGCGGACUCCAUCCUGCAGCUCUGCGAUGACUAUGAUGGCGAGGAGUACUACUUCGACCGCAACCCAACACUCUUCCCCCGCAUCGUGGACUUCUACCGGACUGGGGAGCUGCGGGCCAGCGGUAAGCUCUGUGUCUUCUCCCUGGGCCAGGAGAUUGAGUACUGGGGCCUGGGGACUGGGAGGCCUGGCCAGGACGGGGGUGAUGGUGACCCGGACGGGGAUGGGGAUGGCGCCAGUGAGCUGGGAAGCAGCAGCUCCUCCCUGGACGAGGUGCUCGGUUUCUACCGCGAUGCGGCUAGCUACGAAGGCCGGAGGCUGGGCAGCUGCCGCCGGCGCCUGUGGCUGAUGUUGGAGAACCCCGGCUACAAUGUGGUGAGCCGCUGCUACAGCGCUGUCUCCAUCCUGAUGGUGCUGAGCUCCAUCGCCGCCAUGUGCCUACACAGCAUGGCCGAGUUCCGGCGCUUUGCCCCCCGCUUCGAGGCCCUCGAGCACUUCUGCAUCGCCUGCUUCACCCUGGAGCUGCUGGCCCGCCUGCUGGUGUCGCCGGGCGCUGCGCACUUCUUCCGCCGACCCCUCAACCUCAUCGACCUGCUGUCCAUUCUGCCCUUCUACCUGACACUGCUGGCCGACCUGGCCAUGGAGAGCAGUCCGGCGCUGGCCAACCUGGGCCGGGUGGUGCAGGUCCUGCGGCUGAUGAGGAUCUUCCGUGUUCUCAAACUGGCGCGGCACUCCACGGGCCUCCGAUCGCUGGGGGCCACCCUGAAGCACAGCUACAGGGAGGUGGGCCUGCUCCUCCUCUACCUCUCCGUCGGAGUGUCUGUCUUCUCCGUGGUGGCCUACACCAUCGAGAAAGAAGAGAAUUCGGCCCUGGCCACCAUCCCGUCCUGCUGGUGGUGGGCCACAGUCAGCAUGACCACCGUGGGCUAUGGUGACGUGGUGCCCAUCAGCAUCGGGGGCAAGCUGACGGCAUCUGCGUGCAUCCUGGCCGGGAUCCUGGUGGUCGUGCUGCCCAUCACGCUCAUCUUCAACAAGUUCUCACACUUCUACAGGCGCCAGAAGAAUCUGGAGAAUGCCAUGAGGAACUGCGAGUUUGAUGAGCGCCUCGCCCAGCUGCCUCUGCUCAAUCUCCGGGACUACUAUGCAGACAGAAUGAAGUCCCUCAUGGCCAGUCUGAAUAACAUGAGCAGGGGUACACCCAGUGAACACAGUAUAAACUCAAUACUUUAAAUCCAGCCCUGCACUGUCCAGGAAAGUGGCAAGGGUUAGAAUAUACCACAUAGCCAAAAAUCACCAACCAAAUACUGCAUUUAAAACUCUUGACAACCUUAUGGGGAGGUGAUGACCUUGUGAUAUUAUCACUGGAUAAUGUUUUGGC